Messenger RNA from Argiope bruennichi, 1496 nucleotides. RefSeq lists its product as uncharacterized. Gene Ontology annotation, cellular component: HAUS complex. NCBI's taxonomy places the organism in Eukaryota, Metazoa, Arthropoda, Arachnida, Araneae, Araneidae. The transcript has 11 exons. The record is from RefSeq and is a predicted model, not a curated record. Gene Ontology annotation, molecular function: microtubule minus-end binding. The coding region runs from base 395 to 1399 and encodes 334 amino acids. Gene Ontology annotation, biological process: centrosome cycle; spindle assembly.
GAUGUUGAUUGAAUAACCUGUAUUUGGCAAUCUAUCCAAAGUGAUUCGAUUCCAUGCAGAAAGUUCAUUCGUUUACACCAAUAGCAAAAUCAGAUUCAUUGACUUGAACUGUCUCUAACACCAACAUAUUUUCACGUUUAUUUAUUUACUAUCGGAACGGAACUGUUUGCAUUGAAGUUUCAUGCAAAUAACGGCAAGUAAAGUGUAGUUCGAUUUGAACCGGCAUUAGUGACGGUGAUUUUUCUCUCCGUGCCGUCUGAAUUCAAUUUUGUUUUCUCCCAAGUGUUAUUGAUAUUUUUUUUCCUUUAAUCUUUUGUUACACAGUUAUUGAGAUCUGCUCCUCUUACAUAUAAUCUUUACAGCAGUUUGAAGGUUAUUUAAAAGGGCUGUUAAAAUGGGAGACAGUUUGAGAGUUCAAGACAUUAUUAAAAAAUUAAAGCUUUUGGACUGUCCUUUAUUUACCAAUGGUGAUGAUGCAUGGAUCAGAGAAAUAUUAUUCAAGCAGAAUUGUGAUAGAUAUGACUUAAUAGAAUGGAUCUUUAAAAAGAUGGAAUUUUAUAUUCCUAAAGGAGAUGAGUGCCAGAAUUCUCUAGAAAUGAAACUAAAAAAUCUGUUAACAGCUGUAUCUGGCUUGGGCUUAUGUACUGAUGAUAACUCUGAUCUCAUUGAGGGCAUUGCACCAUUUAAAGAACAAUUAAAUUUUUGGUCACUGUUAGUGGAUAUCUUAUGGAGAAAAUGCUAUUCUUCUCAUCAUAGAGUUGAAAGUAUUGAAGAACAAUAUGAAAAACAUAGUAAAUAUAUUAAUGACCUGUGUAAUUCUGUAAAUUUUAAACACUUAUUCAAAGAAAAGGUUCAGCUUUUCCCGGCUCAUAUUAAAAAAGAAAAUGAAGCAAUUUGUGCACAAGCAUCUUCAAAAACAAAGGGCCUGAAAGAAAUUAAAGAAAUAGCUCUGAAAUCAAAUGACAAUGUAAAUCCAAACUGGACUGUUAAAAAUGAUAUUCUUGAAGCAAAUGUUGGAUUUUCCCAAUGUUGUGAUUCACUUUUACCUCAUAAUGAGCUUUGUGAUGUUGAAGAUAAUCUUUGCAAUUCACUGAUUAAUCUUUCCAAUCAUGUAUCUGGAGACUUCAAAAACACAUAUAAUAAAUUAAAAUUAUAUUUGAAUAAUCCUCAAGAUGAAACAAUAGAUGUUGGACCUGCAUUUGAAGCUACACAAAUGAAAUCGGAUACAUUUUUAAAGUUGAAAGAUUCACUGCAGAAAUUGAAGUCAUCUAAAAUUGAGAUGAAAGGUUUGAAUUCAAAAUUAGAAAGUUUACAAAUGCCUAGUGAGCCUUUACCAGAUGUCCUUCUUGGAGAAUAUAUUGCUACUUUAAAUGAAGAAAAGGAACUACAAAAAGCAUAAACAAAUGGAUUUUGUUUUGAUUUAUUUAUUCCUUAAUAUUCCUGUACUUUUUUCUAUUUUUAUAAGUCGAAAUAAAUAUUUGUACAUUUAACACAAA